GACCGUUCUCGGCCAGAUGCGGACUUUAUAAUUGGAACAGUACUCGGACUGCGACUGAUGACGUUCCACGAGUCCACGAGAACAAAAGUCCACACAAGAACGCAUAUUGAGAAAGGGUCUACGUUUCGCGGGCGAUCAACUAAAAAAGACCGGAAAUAGCGUCAAAUUACGACCGUCCAUGUAAUAGCUUUCGCUGUCCGCGUCAGGAGACAGCGACGAUAAUUAUAUCGAGGGAACAAUGGUUGUUACCACAAAUUGGUAAUCUUAAAAUAUGUAUUUGAAUUGUUAUUCCGUAAGUUGGAAGUAACCUUUUUUUGCUUAAGCGCCACUCGCCUCUGAGCAACUUUCAUCAAACAGUGCUUUUGAUAGUACUAGCAUAAUCUAACGGUAGCUGCUAACUAAGGCUACUAGAUAGCGUUAGUUAACGGUAGCGACAUUUUGUGACGUAAUCAUCGAGUGACGGCGGAUUUACAGGUCAAGAACCAUCAGCCAGCAUGGACUCCUGGGUUAGAUUCAACGCCCAGAGCCAAGCCAAGGAGAGAGUAAUUAGGGCCGCUCAGUAUGCCUGCACCCUGCUGGGACACACUCUGCCGAAAGGGGGCGCCAUGGCUGAACAUCACAAGACUGUCAGUCAGCUGGAAGCACACAUGAGCAUGACCAGGAAGCUGCUGCGUCUGGGGAACUCGGUGGAGGCGCUCGAAGCUGCCAAGAGGGCCAUCCACCUCUCUGAUGGGGUGCUGAGGCUCUGCCUGACCAUCAGCCACCUCAACAGGGCCAUGUAUUUUGUCUGUGACAAUGUGCUGUGGGCUGGAAAAGUGGGCCUCAUCUCUAAACUGGACCAGCACAAAUGGAGUCAGAGAUCUUUCAGGUACUACCUCUUUGCCUUGAUCCUCAACCUGACUCGAGAUGUGUAUGAGCUCCGCCUCCUCAUUGAGCAUGAAGGGCCUUACAGACCCUCUAAACCCCCCUGCUCCCCCAUCCCCAGCACAACCCUGUCCUCCCCCACACCUGCCACUUCUGCACGGAUUUGCAGAAAGCUCCACCUUCUGAUGACGGUGCUCUACAGUAACCCACCACUGCUGUUGGACCUGUUGAAGAACGGUUGUGAUAUCUUCAUCCCUUUAGACCGGCUAGGGAUUUACCCCACAGGUUCAGGCUUUGUCGGGGCCUGUGGCCUUGUCUCCUCUAUCCUUUCCAUCCUCACCAUGGUCCACCCUUGGCUCAAACUCAAGCCGUGAACUCAGAGCCAAAGUGGAGAUGGAGUGGCAGGGCAGCCUGAGUUGAGAAUCUAGCACAGAUUAUUCUGUAAAGCUGCUGGUGCAGUGUGAACACUCAUUGAAAUCAUCUAACAGGUUUUUCCCCGCUGCAUUACAUUUCCACUAAUUAUCAGCUGUAACUGUAUGCGUGAACUGAUUAAAGUUAGGGCUUCAGAUGGAAGAGUGUAGCUUGCCCUCCAUGAUAUAAUUCUACACAUCGGUCCAGCAGACAUUUUACACAAUUGACAGGAAGUGUUUUAAAAAUAAAAACCCAAUAGAAGUUAGUAUAAAAAAUAUUCAUAUUCAUUCAUAAAAUUUGUGUUGGAUUGCCAGUGAGAAAUUAACUUGGAUAUGCGCACAGCUUGAUCGACCUCAAUAGGGCCACAUUCAAGCUAGUCAGACCGGAGCUCCUAAAAAGGUGCCUGCUGCUGAGUGGUUUUUUACCGUGGAUCAUAGCCAGCAAGAGGGAACAACAAUCAUGGGUUUGGGGGUGUGAGGUCCCCAAAGAUUCCCUCCGGACUCUUCAUGCAACGCAGUGCAAACUUACAAUUUGGGUUUUAUAUGUUCCAUAUCAUCUUGUGUCCUGCUCCUGAUUGUAUGGACAUUUUGGGAUGUCAGCUCGUAUGGACAGAUGUUCUUACCUAAACAAUCUAGCUCCUAAUGCCUAAACUAACCAGGGGGGGGGGCAGCUUAGGGUACACAUGAUCAAGGUAGGGACUGAGUGCUGUGUAGAGAAAACACACUGAAUGUUUUUCCUCAAUUACAAUAGUGAAAGAACCAUUUUAAGGCAGUCUGUUGUAGGAGGAAUCUGCACUGUGUUUAAAGCCUUUCAAUAAAAGUAUUACUGUG
Molecule: messenger RNA, 2105 nt
Organism: Pungitius pungitius (ninespine stickleback)
Lineage: Eukaryota; Metazoa; Chordata; Actinopteri; Perciformes; Gasterosteidae
Gene: pex11b
Product: peroxisomal biogenesis factor 11 beta
Exons: 4
Coding region: 495-1238 (247 amino acids)
Biological process (GO): peroxisome fission
Cellular component (GO): peroxisomal membrane
Source: RefSeq, a predicted model, not a curated record